AUGUUAGUAUUACUAAUUACCAUCAAAACCAUGUCUGCGGCCAUCUCUAUGGGAUCCGAUCUGAAAGACUACGUGAGCGCCAGAAACGGUGACAAACCUUCGCUCACCGAUAAUGUCAAGAGUCUGUUCAAUAACGGCAACAAUAAAGCGAAGCAAUGGUUUUAUCAGCCGUUGAGCACCGAAGACAUCGCCGCCGAUGACAGUCACAUGGACUCAAUGGGUGACAACAGAACCCCCUCUUCAUCUAACAGUUGGUUCUCUUCGCUCUCGUUGUCAUCCAAUACUCAAAACGAAGCCAACGAUUGGUUACCAUCUCUUAGUCGGACUCAACGUGUGAUCGGUUUCAUAUCCACUUUUUAUAUUCCUCUUCUGGUAUUCAAAGCCCGAAAGUUUGCCCUUUUAUUCACGUUUGGCUCACUUUUCAUUGUUUUAAGUUUCUCUGUCCUGUGGGGACCAAUCAGUCAUAUGAAACACUUGUUCUCUCAACAGAGACUUCCCUUUACUCUCACAUAUUUCGGCUCCUUAUUCAUGACUCUAUACUUCGCUCUAAAGGUUCAGAGCACUGUUCUGACGGCACUGUUUGCUGUGAUUCAAGUGAUAGCACUGCUCUGGUAUGUCGUCAGUUAUCUUCCCGGCGGCCAAACGGGUCUCAUGUUCUUCACUAAAAUCGCCACUAAAGCGGCCGCAAAAGGACUUCCAGUGUAGAGCACACACCCGACUGUCCGACACUCGGCAUAAUGUCAUCGCAUUUUGUUAUUUAUUUUAAAUACUAUUUGUUUUAUUUAAUUAUUAAUAUAUAUUUUGUCUGCGAAUCAUGUGUUUUAAAAACUCGUAAAUAUGACAAACAAA
Medioppia subpectinata is the source of this 849-nucleotide messenger RNA. NCBI's taxonomy places the organism in Eukaryota, Metazoa, Arthropoda, Arachnida, Sarcoptiformes, Oppiidae. The record is from the annotation of a GenBank genome assembly.